Drosophila innubila is the source of this 726-nucleotide messenger RNA. RefSeq names its product mitochondrial import receptor subunit TOM20 homolog (gene Tom20). Gene Ontology annotation, cellular component: mitochondrial outer membrane; mitochondrial outer membrane translocase complex. Gene Ontology annotation, molecular function: transmembrane protein transporter activity. The record is from RefSeq and is a predicted model, not a curated record. NCBI's taxonomy places the organism in Eukaryota, Metazoa, Arthropoda, Insecta, Diptera, Drosophilidae. The transcript is spliced from 3 exons. Bases 91 to 603 code for a protein of 170 amino acids. Gene Ontology annotation, biological process: protein import into mitochondrial matrix; protein targeting; tRNA import into mitochondrion.
AUUGACUAUAAUCGGUUUCAUCCCUAAUAGUUUCAGGUCCAUAUGCCACUUUGUGGUAUAUGUCUUGUUAAAAGUUUAUUCUCUUAAAAAAUGAUUGAAAUAAACAAAACUGCAAUUGGAAUUGCAGCAGGACUAGCAGGGACACUGUUCAUAGGAUAUUGCAUUUAUUUUGACAAAAAGCGUCGUGGCGAGCCCGACUACAAGAAAAAAGUUCGCGAGCGGCGUCGACGCAAUCGUAAGACCGGAUCAUCCAAACAAGGAAUGCCAAAUUUGAAUGACCAUGAAGCCAUAGAAAGAUAUUUCCUUCAAGAAAUUCAGCUUGGCGAGACCUUAAUAGCCCGUGGAGAUUUUGAAACUGGCGUCGAGCAUUUAGCAAAUGCCAUCGUUGUAUGUGGUCAGCCCGCUCGCCUACUACAAGUACUUCAAUCAUCAUUACCGGCCCAAGUUUUUGCAAUGUUAAUAAUCAAAAUGCAGGAGUUUGGAAAUCGGGCUGCGGAAUCUAGUGAUGGUCUGGUCGGUCCUGGCUCACGCUCGAGUCAAAUUGAGAACACGUCGAACAUUUUAGAAAAUUCAGGACAUGCAGUUAUUGAUGACUUGGAAUAAUAGUUUAAAAAUAAUUAAAGAGCCUGGCAUAUAAAUUUCAACAAAUAGCAGAUAAGGGCUUCUUCAUAUAAUUUAAUAAACUGCAUUACAAAUGUAUUGUACAAUUACUGAUUUCGUUACCAA